AUGCGUCGUGUUGGGUUGCCUUCGAUUGCUGCUCUUGUUGUGGCCAAGAGCCGUCUGUCGCUGACACCCAUGCGGACGAUCUACACGACGUGGGGUGAAAUCGCCUGUGAGGAUUGGGCAAAGAAGGAGGGCUGGCUGAAACGCCUCACCUCACAAUCUACGUAUCGCAGUUUUGAGUUCUGGCACGUCCCGGAGGCGGAAACCCCGCCAGAGCUGAAGCUGAGCGCGGUGGAGCUCUACCUACUCAGCUGUAUCGAGGACGACACCGCGCGGUUGCUUCAGGUUAGCUGGGGAUAUGAUUUCGAUCCGUUCUGGCAGGACCGUGUCCAGUCCCAUGAGUCGCUUUUUAACGCCCUCUACAACAAGGAAAAAUCCUUCUUCUACAAGUUCAUAAUCGGUGACCAUGCGCAUCACAAAAAGGGAAGAUUUUACAUUGAGAAAAAACUGAACUACCUGAAAGAUGUUCUGCAUUGGGCGUCCGUGACGGAGCGCCAUUAUACGGCGCUUGCAAAGGUUCGUUUUCACAUCCAACGGGCUGUGUGGAAUGCGCUGGAGAGGGAACGGUAUUUGUGCGCAUGUGUGGCGGCUGUAGAGUCGCUUCAAAAGCAGAUACCCGAGGAGUUUCGAGAAAAGGCGAUGAGUGAGUUGAAGGUUACCCUUGUAAAUGUGCGUCAUUGGGUGAGUGACUGUCCUAAUAGCAAGCGCACCUUUACCCGUCAGGUUCCUUAG
Molecule: messenger RNA, 729 nt
Organism: Phytomonas sp. EM1
Lineage: Eukaryota; Euglenozoa; Kinetoplastea; Trypanosomatida; Trypanosomatidae
Source: the annotation of a GenBank genome assembly